This is a messenger RNA of Rhineura floridana, 3056 nucleotides long. RefSeq names its product plasmalemma vesicle associated protein (gene PLVAP). The transcript has 6 exons. The record is from RefSeq and is a predicted model, not a curated record. Lineage: Eukaryota; Metazoa; Chordata; Lepidosauria; Squamata; Rhineuridae. The coding region runs from base 235 to 1509 and encodes 424 amino acids. Gene Ontology annotation, cellular component: caveola. Gene Ontology annotation, biological process: positive regulation of cellular extravasation; regulation of vascular permeability.
AGCAAACAAGGAGAGGGGAACAAGGCCUUCCCCAAUUCCCCUGAUAACGGCAACGAGCCUCUCUCUAGCUGUGUUGUUAUAACCCACAACCAGGAGCUCUUCCGGCAAGGAAGGAUGGAGACAGGCAGGAGGAAGUAUUAAUCAGAGGCAACAUAAACAUUUCGGAGGGCAGGGUCCCCGCCCAGCAGAACCAAAGGCGAACCCGUGAGGCUGACCAAGGCAGUUUUGGAGACGAUGGAGAACGGCCCGUACGCCAUGGCCAAGCUGGCCCUGGAGGCGAAGGAAAACCCAAACAAGCGGGACUGCGGCUUCUACGUGAAGUACUUCUUCCUCUUCCUCUCGCUCAUCCAGUUCCUGAUCAUUCUGGGCCUGGUGCUCUUCAUGGUCUACGGCAACAACCAGGAGAGCACCGAGAGGCACCUGCAGGGGCUGACAGGCCGGCUGUCGGAGUGCAACGCCAAGGCCAAAGCCCUCGGCGAGCAGAUCAGCAGCCUGCAGCGCAGCCUCAACGCCAGCCGGCUGGAGACCCGGCAGAACCGGGACCUGGCCGCCCGCCACAACAACAGCCUGAAGAACUGCAACAAUGAGAAGACAAAGGUGCAGGAACUCCGCAGACAAGACACAAUGGUCCAGCAGGUGGCCCGUGAGUGCACUUUCAACUUGCAUUUUUUGAAUAUUACAUAUGCAGCUAAACUGGAAGCUCUGCAAGCAAAGCUGGCGGCUCUGCAGCUGCAGACCCAAAGUUCGCAGGAGAGCUUAUCCCGGGAGAACAAGGACUUGCAAGAGAGAGCCAAGAGGGCCGAGAAGGAGAAAGCCACCUGCGAGAUCGAGAAACUCGAAGUACAAACCCGGGUGCAGAAGUACCGGGAGCUGGAAAGCAAAGUUCUGGCCAAGCUGGACCCCGUCCGCGAGAACCUGAGGUCCGCCACGGAGCAGUUCCUGUCCAGCAAGUACGAUGACUGUUACCAGGUCAGCACCGCCAGGCAGGACUUCCGCUCCCUCUCCAACACCGUGCAAGACCAGCUUGAGUCGCUGUCGCGUCAGAUCAACCAGAGAGUCAGUGACGUGACCCAGGAGAAUGCCAUGCUGCACAGCCAGAAGGCCAGCUGUGCCCACAGUCUCCAGGAGCAGGAGAGGGAACUCAGCGCCCAAAACCAGCAGGCCGAGCGGGAAAAGCAACUCCUCCGGGAGGCCCACGAAGUGGAGACCAAGAAACUUUACGCCGAGCGGCAGAAGACGGUCGAGGAGAAGGAGGCCCUGCAGCUGCAGACGGAACAAAUCAAGCAGGCCUGCCUGACGCUCAACCCUGCACCUCCUGUGAGAUUUCCAAUGAUCCCAGGAUCGUCUGGUGGCAGAUUGGGAUCCGUCGGUCAACCGAAUUCCGGCUCCCAGGGAUAUCCGAGCACCGCUGACCGAUUCAGAUCACAAGAGAACAGGAGAACUGCCCUGGAGAACACCAAGCUGCCGAUCCAGCCACCAGUGAUCUCCGCAGGACAGCCCAGCGCUUAAAGGGAACGGCAUCCGAAUAUCCCCUGGGAGCGGGACUGGAUCGUUGAGCAGGAGCCAUUGGGGGAAGAACCCCAGAACUGGGAAACGUCCUCGCCUGGAGAUGCAUUUCAAGUGGGCCAGUCAGAAGAGGAGGAGAUGAAGCGACAGCCUUGAAUGUCAACAUCCAACUGUCCUCUUGUCUGGCAGAGAUGAACCCCCAACGCAGCACUAUCUAUGCACAGCUUAACUUCUACCAAAACAUUGCUUCUUGAUAUCAAAACCCUGAUGCCCAACUGAAGGCAUCUUUUUCCACACACACAGAGGGUUGGGAGAGAAACUCAAUUCAGUUAGCGUUUAAAGGCAAAUCUCCCUAAUCUGCACUUUCCAAAACAAUUCAUGAACCAAAACCCAGCCGUCCUUUGAAAUCGCCCUUCUCUGAAUUUUGCAAUGCAUUUCUCCGGCAAAGGAAGGUGCAAAAAAUUGCAUUUGCUACAUCAAAAUGACAACAUAUAGUGGCGACGGUAACACACAAAGUUGCCUUAGAGUAGGAGAAAUGGCUUGCAGAAAUUACACUGCAGUUUUUGUAUAGUAGGGAAAUUCUCACUAAGAUGCUGAUGAUUUUUAAUGGGGACUUUAUAUAUAUAUAUAUAUAUAUAUAUAUAUAUAUAUAUAUAUAUAUAUAUAUAUAUAUAUAUAUUCAUUAACUGAUGUGAAAAUGCAGAGAACUGAACUCACAAUUGGAAAAAUUUCACACUCCCACACCCCAAAGAGGCACAAAGAGUGACCCAGGCGAGUCAGCGUCUCCAGACUUAGCUACCUUGCAGGGUUGUUGCAGGGAUAAAGCAGGAUCUAUAACCCAUCUCCUGAAUUCCUUCACGAGACACAAAUGUGAUCUAUGAAUGCUUCCAAGGAUGGCAUUUUUAAAAAACAAAUGCCAGAUUAAAACUGUAAAUUCACCCUUCAGGCAGAGUUUCGUUGACAGAAGAGAAAAGAACCCUUUGUUGCUCCUGCAUGUUUGUAUGAGACAGGAUAGCAUAUUUAUGUAUAAAUUUUGAUAUCAUGUACACAUUUAUGUAUAUCUCAGGAAAAGAAGGUAUUUAGGUUUUUCAUAAUAGAUCUUGCUGGCAAUGGCCAUCAUGGCAGUCUACCUCUGAUUGCAUGUUGCUGAGCAAACAUCUGCCAAGGCCAGAAUGCACCUUGUGUCCUCCAGAUGUUGUUGGAUGCCAACUCUCAGCAGCCCCUGCUGCCAUGCCAGUAUGGUCAGCGUUGGUGCAAGUUGGCGUCCUGCAACAUCUGGAGAGCAACAGGUCUCCAUCCGUGGUGGAGACAACCCACCAAUAUCAGGGGUUCAGUUUUCAUAUUCUGAUUCUGAGUUUCCAGAGAUAAUUGGCUGACACACUGUGGAGAACAAAAGACUGGACUAUGUGGACCCAGCAACACACAUCCUCACUGUCACAACAAUGCUUCCAUAGGUGGGAAAUGGUUAAGUUACUUGCAGAAAUAAAAGUCUAUUCAAGAUCUUCAGAGCAAAGGUGCAUGUUGUGGAAAUAAAGCUGUUUUCAAACCCA